UUUACAAAAUUUAAUUUCUGAAUUCUACUCUGGAAUUACAUAGUUUAUUGAAAGUGUAUUAUAUUUAUCUUUCUAUGCAAUUUGAUAUUACUUAUGAAAUCGUGAUAGCCCAGUACUAAAAUUAUUUUUCUUUCAAUACAAAUGACCGACUUUCCUUCUUCUAAUUGUAGUAAAUAUUUCUUAAAAAGUCAUGAACCAGCCCCAUAUAAAUUAACACAUUUAGUUGAAAUUCUGUACCAAAUUCAGUAUGAAUUGUCUUUAUUACUCUCUUGUGAUGACUUGUCCAAAAAACUAAAUCCAGUUGUAGAGUAUGUUUAUAAUCCUCUUCAGUAUGCCAGGGAUAAUUAUUUGGAGUUUUUGCAGACUUAUAUUUAUUCGCAGAAGAAAUUGAUGUUUCUAGGUAUCAACCCUGGCCCUUGGGGAAUGGUACAGACUGGGAUACCAUUUGGAGAAGUAAACAUAGUUCGUGAUUGGUUAAAGUUGAGUGGAACUAUCUUUCCACCGGAAAAUCAACAUCCAGCCAGACCUGUAGAAGGAUUUCAAUGCAAGCGAAGUGAAGUUAGUGGAAGACGUUUCUGGGCUCUUGCAAAAGAACUUUCGAGGAAUGAUCCAAAAUUGUUCUUCAAAAAUAGCUUUUUGUAUAACUAUUAUCCAUUAUCUUUGCUCGCGGCUUCUGGAAAAAAUAUAACACCUUCAGAUCUUAAGGUGGUAUAGUUGUUACUAGGACUGGCUUUGCUGAUUAACUGUAAGACUUGGCAAGGUAAAAGUCAUUCUUGAGGGACUGACCAGUUGAUUUGAAUCCAACAAAUCGACAAGUUAAACAGUUAAAAGACAUUUUGUAUCACUACAACCAAUAAGAAACUCAUAGUAUUCUACCAUUAAUACUUAAGUAGCAAAAUAAAAAUUAUGAACCUGCGUCAACUAAUAUUUGGGAAUGACUAAAAUAAAAAUAGCUGCAAAAACGGUUUUAAAUUCUCUUUAUUGACUCGAGUGGAAAAUUUAAAACAUUUAUUUUAAGAUUUAAAGUCAUUUUUAAGAAGAAUCACUACUUUGCAUAAGCAAAAAAUUAAUACAAUGUCUAUGUACUCGUAUUAUGUACCUACUAACAAUAGUUUAAUUGUGCUUGGUGAGAAUAAAUGUUGAGAACAUCAGUGCCUUUAUCACAAUAAAAGACAUAGUAAUAAUCUACACACAGAAAAGGUAAUACACAGUAUUUUUUAUUCGAACUGCUAUAUACAGCAUGAUCGAUGUCCAGGCAAUUGACCUUCAAUGGAAGGUAAGUAGAACGACACAAGUGAAUUCUGAUUGAUCCUACCAAUAGGUACUGAAACGUCUGGGUUUGGAUUGUUUUUUAUUUAUAUUACAUACACCACAGAUGCACGUAUUAUUCGAGAAACAUCUAAGUACAUUGAGGGUUGGUAUAUUUCUAAAUUCGUAUUAUACAAGGUAUAUGUUUUCCUGUAUUAUAAAUAAAUGUAAUAACUGUGACUAAUAUAAUUAAUU
Molecule: messenger RNA, 1503 nt
Organism: Homalodisca vitripennis (glassy-winged sharpshooter)
Lineage: Eukaryota; Metazoa; Arthropoda; Insecta; Hemiptera; Cicadellidae
Gene: Smug
Product: single-strand selective monofunctional uracil DNA glycosylase
Exons: 3
Coding region: 142-714 (190 amino acids)
Biological process (GO): base-excision repair
Molecular function (GO): oxidized pyrimidine nucleobase lesion DNA N-glycosylase activity; single-strand selective uracil DNA N-glycosylase activity
Source: RefSeq, a predicted model, not a curated record